Molecule: messenger RNA, 1830 nt
Organism: Malus domestica (apple)
Lineage: Eukaryota; Viridiplantae; Streptophyta; Magnoliopsida; Rosales; Rosaceae
Source: RefSeq, a predicted model, not a curated record
AUGGAGGGUGCUAGAAUAGAAAGGUGUAGUUAUCGUGCUGUAACUGUCCUGAUUGCGUUGGCUGAACAUACUAAAUAUGGAGAUGUUUAUAAAGAGAUAUGUUCAAGGUUUAAGGACCUGAAGGCAGGGAGUUUUAAGCUGACAUAUUCUCUUCCCGAGCAUCCUACUUGUUUGCUGCAAUCAGAUAUGGAUGUCACUUUGAUGCUAAUGUGUUUCUCGAUGUUGAAGAUUAGUUUUGUUGAUUUACUGGUGAAGGAUGUUGUGAUUUCGAAUAAUGAAGAUGGUGAUCAUACGGCAUCUAAUCAAGCAGGGUCUAAUCACGAAGCUUCUAAUCAUGCAGCUACUAAUCAUGUAGUGUCUUCUUCAUGUAUGGUAGAAAUUUGUGUUAUUGACGAGAAUGAACAUUUGGAUAACUUCGGGUUGUCUCAGGGCUGGAAAGAGUAUAUUAGUCAUGAAGGCCAGAAGUUUAUGGGUGGUGUAGACGAAUUUCGUAGCAAGUUGCGUAAAUAUGUAGUUGGGAUGGGAUUUAGUUUUGUUUAUCUAAGCAAUAAUAAGGCGCGUGUUAUUGCUGAAUGUUCUAAGAAGAGUUCAGAUGGAUGUAAGUGGCAUGUUUGUGCUUCAGUAUGUCGAGCUAACAGUUUUUUCUACAUAAAGACUUUAAAUAAUGUGCACUUGUGCACGAGCGUUAUCCAUGAGCAGAAUAGUGCGAUGAUAACUUCAAAGAUGAUAUCUUCUCUUUUAGUCGAUCAAAUCCGUGAGAAAUCGUCAAUUAAACCUAUAGAUAUCGUCAAGGAUGUUAAGCAGAACUAUGGCCUUGAUAUUUCUUACUAUAAUGCAUGGCAAGCGAAACAAAUGGCUAAGAUUGAGGUUCAUGGUGAUGAAUCAUUGUCUUAUAGUCAAUUAGCUUGGUAUCGUGAUGCUUUAAUAUCAACCAAUUCUGGGUCAUACUGUGUUGUAGAGUGUGAUCCAAACACUUUGCGCUUUUGGAGGCUUUUUGUUUGUUAUGGUGCCUGCAUUGAGGGCUUUCGGUGGUGCAGGCCUUUGUUGUUCAUAGAUGAAACUAAUCUGAAAAGCAAGUACAAGGGGCAGCUAAUUGGUGCGACGGGAAAGAAUGGAAACCAAGGAUCUUUCCCCUUUGCUUUUGCUAUCGUGGACAAAGAGAACGAGGAAAACUGGAGAUGGUUCUUUGAAAAUUUAGCUAAAGUUUUGACUCCGCAAGGUAGGACCAUUACAUUUGUAAUUGAUCAUAACAAUGUAAUUGAUCACAACAAAGAUGUGAUUGAAGCUAUUUCAAACAGAUUCCCAACAUUCCAUCUUGCAUUUUGUUUGAAGAAUUUGAAAAAGAACCUUGUAUCUAAAUAUCACUCUGGCUAUGGUAAAUUUUUCCAGGAUGGAAUUUGUGAUCUUUUUAUGAAAUGCGCUUAUGCUCCAACGGAAGCUGCUUUUGAGCAAAGCAUAAGAAAUUUAAAGGACAAAGGUGGUGCUCAUGCUAAGACUUUUUUAGAAACUUUUCUUGAAGAAAAUUGGUCAUAUGCUUAUUUUAAGGGCAAUCGGUAUGGCGAAAUACAUAAGAAUAUUUAUGAAUCAUUUCAUUCUUGGAUUUCGAAGCUUUAUAUGAUGCCCAUCUGUCAAAAGCUUGAAGGAAUCAGGAUUAAACACAUGGUAAUGAUGUCUGAAAAGAGUCGUGAAGCAGAACAAUGGCGCUCUAUUCUCUGUCCUGAAAUGGAGAAAACCUUGGAAGACAUGUCGAUGGUUGGUCGGCAUUGGAAUGUUAGCAGUUCUAGUGAUUCUGUUUUUGAGGUUCAUGCUGAUGUUUCCUGUUGUGGUUGA